CGCGGCGGUGACGUCAGACAUCCGCGCCUGGCUUGCCGCGCGUGCGUCUGUAAGGCCGUCCGCUCCUUUCCGUCGUGCCGAGCCCGCUGAAGAGCCGCCAUGAGCAAGGCCCACCCUCCUGAACUGAAGAAAUUUAUGGACAAGAAAUUAUCAUUGAAGUUAAAUGGUGGCAGACAUGUACAAGGCAUACUUCGGGGCUUUGAUCCCUUUAUGAAUCUUGUCAUUGAUGAGUGUGUGGAGAUGGCAACUAGUGGGCAACAGAAUAACAUCGGCAUGGUGGUCAUACGAGGAAACAGCAUCAUCAUGUUAGAAGCCUUGGAAAGAGUCUAAACAAUGGCUGUUCGGCAGAGGAGUCCACAUACUUCCCUGAAGGACUGUUUGACUUGGGUGUAGAAUUGAGUCAUGUACAUUUUCAUAAAAAAAAAAAAAAAACCUUUUUGCUAAAUAAACUUUUGUGAUACUCAGA
Messenger RNA from Microtus oregoni (creeping vole), 466 nucleotides. RefSeq names its product small nuclear ribonucleoprotein polypeptide G (gene Snrpg). Gene Ontology annotation, molecular function: RNA binding. The record is from RefSeq and is a predicted model, not a curated record. Lineage: Eukaryota; Metazoa; Chordata; Mammalia; Rodentia; Cricetidae. Gene Ontology annotation, biological process: spliceosomal snRNP assembly; mRNA splicing, via spliceosome. Bases 100 to 330 code for a protein of 76 amino acids. Gene Ontology annotation, cellular component: P granule; U5 snRNP; SMN-Sm protein complex. The transcript is spliced from 4 exons.